UAUCAUGUUUGUUACAAAUUUCUUUUAUUCCCUGAACACUUCAUCUGCUAGGGUUUAAAUCGCAAUUUCGGGAAGCCUAAUGGUAUCUAUGAUACAACUAUGUAUUGGCCGAUACCGGACAGUAUCGGAUGUUACAUAGGUAAAUAGCGGUAUCAGAGGUCAAAACCAUGAUACGUAACGGCUUUUAUUAAAACCAUGGAUUGGACACAUGCUUUGUGUCCUUCACUGAGAUGGUAUAUGCUGGACAAUUCAUAUCUAUAUAAAGCUACAAAACAUAUCCAUUACUUUCCAAAAAAAAACCAAUCAAAGUUCUUGUGAUGACUUGCAUUGAAACCCAAACUACAUGCAUGGAGAGUAAAAUGGGGUGCCAAAUCAAAGAGACUAGGGACGACAAAGAAACUCAGAUUCUUGCUGAGAGGCUUCAACUGUCACCUAGUCUGAAAGGAGAGAGAAUUGAGAAGGAUACCGAGAGGAGGGACGGCGAAAAAAUCCAAAUUCUUGCACAAAGGCUUCAAUGUUCCCGACCACCACCACCACCACCGCGUAGUUUGAAUGGAGAGAUAGUUGAGAAUGAUACCGAUGAUCACCAGCACGUUAUAAACUCAUCAACGAUGCAUUUUGUGGGAAGGAGAGAGCGAAGGGCUGCCGUUUUGGUGUGCCUUUCCGAAGGAACCAGUUGUGAGUUACGAGUCAUUCUUACCAAACGAUCCAUGAACCUCUCCUCCCACCCGGGGGAAGUGGCAUUGCCUGGUGGGAAGAGGGAGGAAGGAGAUGCAGAUGACUCUGCCACUGCACUAAGAGAAGCAAUGGAAGAGAUUGGCCUGGACCCUUCCCUGGUACAAGUUGUAGCAAAUCUAGAGCCUUUCAUUUCCCAGCACCAACUUGUCGUCGUACCCGUGGUGGGUCUCCUACCAAGAAUUGGAGAUUUCAAGCCAUCGCUUAACGCCGACGAAGUCGAAGCCAUGUUCGAUGCCCCAUUGGAGAUGUUUCUCGAGGAAGAUCGACAUAGAUGCGAAGAGAGGGAGUGGGGAAGUUGGAAGUACACGAGCCAUGUUUUCGAUUUCAAAACAGAACAAGGAGCUUCUUUUCUCAUAGGGGGAUUAACCGCAAGCAUUCUCAUCCGAACCGCCUCCCUCAUCUACCAGCGCUCUCCGGAUUUCUCCGAUCAGCAUCUUCCCGACUUUCAACGCUUGCAAAAAAUCCUCAGCGCUGCCGCAGCCACAUGAAUGAUCAGAUUCGCCCGUUGGAAUUUUUCUGU
Molecule: messenger RNA, 1258 nt
Organism: Rhododendron vialii
Lineage: Eukaryota; Viridiplantae; Streptophyta; Magnoliopsida; Ericales; Ericaceae
Product: nudix hydrolase 11-like
Exons: 4
Coding region: 318-1226 (302 amino acids)
Biological process (GO): coenzyme A catabolic process
Molecular function (GO): coenzyme A diphosphatase activity; acetyl-CoA hydrolase activity
Source: RefSeq, a predicted model, not a curated record